Messenger RNA from Auanema sp. JU1783, 1137 nucleotides. NCBI's taxonomy places the organism in Eukaryota, Metazoa, Nematoda, Chromadorea, Rhabditida, Rhabditidae. The record is from the annotation of a GenBank genome assembly.
AUGGGGUUCUGGUCGAAGCUGCGUGACUAUGACGCGUACCGAAAGCCCAUGGAUGAUUUCAGAGUUAAAACUUUUAGCGGAGGAUUAGUUUCAAUAAUAGCGGGAAUUCUUAUAAUCUUUUUAAUUUUCUAUGAAUUGAGAAACUACUUCACGGUCCAGACGACCGAGUUUUUAUACGUCGACGCAACAUCUUCUGAUGCUAGACUAGACAUUAACUUCAACAUCACAUUCCAUAAACUACCUUGCGCUUUUGUAACCGUAGACCUAAUGGACGUUAGUGGAGAGAAUCAGGAAAACAUCCAGCAUGAUAUUUACAAAUUGCCACUUGAUAGCGAGGGCAAGAACAUCUCUCAAAAUUUACAAAGAAUAGAAGCAAACGAAAACAAAACGCACGUACCAACAGAAUCUACAACUGUAGGUUGCGGCUCUUGCUAUGGUGCCCUACCCGAUGGAAAUUGUUGUAAUACUUGUGAUGAGGUGAAAGAAGCCUACCAACUCAAAGGUUGGCAAAUGAACUUGGAAGAAGUCGAGCAAUGCAAAAAAGAUAACUGGGUUUUAGCCUACGCAGAACAUAAAGGAGAAGGAUGCCAGGUUUAUGGGACAGUACAAGUUGCGAAAGUAGCUGGGAAUUUCCACAUCGCACCCGGAGAUCCUUACCGAACCUUUCAUUCCCAUGUACAUGAUUUGCAUUCCUUUGUGCCUACAAAAUUCGAUUGCUCACAUACCAUCAAUCAUUUUUCUUUUGGAAAUUAUUAUCCAGGCAAAGCCCAUCCAUUAGAUGGACGGCUAUUCGACGAAGGAAGAGGCGGAAUAAUGUAUCAGUAUUAUUUGAAAAUUGUCCCUACGUCAUACUAUUAUUCGAAUGGGACAGUAGAGCAUAGUCAUCAAUUCUCUAUCACUUCAAAGAAAAAAGAUCUUUCUAAAGCGCUGGAUGGAGUUACUGGCUUCUUCGUGAUCUACGAGUUCAGUCCCCUUAUGAUACACAUGGAGGAAAUGAGAAAAUCUAUCAUCAGUUUUGUUGUUUCGCUGUGUGCCAUUGUUGGAGGUGUUUUCACCGUCGCCCAACUCAUUGAUUCAAUGAUCUAUCGGGCAGAGAUGGCACUCGAACGGAAACGAAGCAUGAACAAGCUUGGUUGA